AUGGAACCUUGGAACCUCACAGGAGUUUCAGAAUUUCUUCUCUUGGGAUUUUCAGAGGAACCAGAACUGCAGACCCUCAUAUUUGUGUUUUUCCUUUCCAUGUACCUAAUCACUGUGUUUGGGAAUCUGCUUAUCAUAGUGGCCACCAUCUAUGACUCCAACCUCCACACGCCUAUGUACUUCUUCCUCUCCAACCUGUCCUUUGCAGACAUCUGUUUCAUCACCACAACUGUCCCAAAGAUGCUGGUGAACAUCCAGACACAGAGUAAAGUCAUAACCUAUGCAGGAUGCAUCACCCAGGUGUACUUUUUCCUAUUCUUUUCGGGGUUGGACAUCUAUCUUCUGACCGUGAUGGCCUAUGACAGGUUUGUGGCCAUCUGUCACCCCCUGCAUUACAUGGUAAUCAUGAGCCCCCGACUCUGUGGACUGCUGCUGCUGGUGACCUGGAUUAUAAGUGUCCUGCAUUCACUGUUACAAAGCCUAAUGGUGUUGCGACUGUCCUUCUGUACAGACCUGGAAAUCCCCCACUUUUUCUGUGAACUCAAUCAGAUGGUCCAACUUGCCUGUUGUGACACUUUUCUUAAUAACAUGGUGCUGUAUUUUGCAGCUGUGCUGCUGGCUGGUGGUCCUCUCGCUGCGAUCCUCUUCUCAUAUUCUAGGAUAGUUUUGUCCAUAUGUGGAAUCUCGUCCGCUCAGGGGAAAUCCGCGGCAUUUUCCACCUGUGUAUCUCACCUCUCUGUCGUCUCUCUAUUUUUUUGUACAAGUCUAGGAGUGUACCUUAGCUCUGCUGCUACCCACAGAUCACACUCAAGUGCAAAAGCCUCAGUAAUGUAUGCCGUGGUGACGCCCAUGCUAAACCCCUUCAUCUAUAGCCUGAGGAAUAAAGACAUAAAGGAGGCUCUGAAAAGACUCUUUGGGAUGGCAGGUUUGCAAGGGCCAGUGGUCACAGGACUGAAGAACUGCCCAUGA
Molecule: messenger RNA, 969 nt
Organism: Phacochoerus africanus (Common warthog)
Lineage: Eukaryota; Metazoa; Chordata; Mammalia; Artiodactyla; Suidae
Product: olfactory receptor 7A17-like
Exons: 1
Coding region: 1-969 (322 amino acids)
Biological process (GO): G protein-coupled receptor signaling pathway
Cellular component (GO): membrane
Molecular function (GO): olfactory receptor activity; G protein-coupled receptor activity
Source: RefSeq, a predicted model, not a curated record